GGAGGGUGGAAAUAGAGGUCCGAGAGAGCCGAGGGUGGGGACCUGGGGAAGCUCAGAUAGGAGUUCGAGGAAGCUCAGAGUGUGGAGUCCUAGAAGAUCCAGAGUGUGGGCGUCUAAGGGAUUCAAGAAGGAAAGAAGGUUUGAGAGGAGUCAGGUCAGGGCUCUAGGUCCAAGGGUGCUGCAGCGAAGGGGCGCUCUGGAAGAGAAGUCUGAGGGGGUCCAGGGUGGGGGGAUUCAAGGAGUCACAGUGGAUGCGUUAGAGGAGACUCAGGGGGCACAAGAGUGUUAGGAAUGGGGCAUUUGAAAGGGCUUGAGGCGGAAGGAGGGUCCAUAAGGACCCUGAAUGUUCUUAGGGAACGAGGCUUAUGGUAGCAGAUCUGAAGUUGUUAGGAUAGGGUCUCAAACUAAGGUGUUUAAAGGGGUCCUGGGAUGCAGUCCUGGAGGCUUGUGUGGAGCUCGUGAGAAAGGCUCUCAGUGGAGUCAGAGGAUGUUCUCUGUGAAAGGUUUGAGAAAACAAAUAUAUAUAGUUUGAUAGGCCCUUGGCGGAUGGAUUUUGGGACUGGGUGCGUGGACUUGGUGUCGAUGGAGGAUCAGGACUCCAGGGUCCCAGCCCUGGAAACAUUCAGGGUGGAGCAGGCACCACCUGUAAUCUACUAUGUCCCCGACUUCAUCUCCAAGGAAGAAGAGGAGUAUUUACUGCGACAGGUCUUCAAUGCCCCAAAGCCCAAGUGGACCCAGCUCUCCGGAAGGAAGUUACAAAACUGGGGUGGGCUCCCCCAUCCCCGGGGCAUGGUUCCUGAGCGGCUGCCCCUGUGGCUCCAGCGCUACGUGGACAAAGUGUCUGACCUCAGUCUUUUUGGGGGUCUCCCAGCCAACCACGUCCUUGUGAACCAGUAUCUGCCUGGGGAGGGCAUCAUGCCCCACGAGGAUGGGCCACUCUACUACCCGACCGUCAGCACCAUCAGCCUGGGCUCCCACACCAUUCUGGACCUCUACGAGCCGCGGCAGCCAAAGGAUGAUGACCCUACAGAGCAGGUGGGCCCUGGGACACUCCCCAAGCCACUCGUGGGCACUCUGCCAUGCUCAUCUUCCAAGAGGCCCCAAUCCCACCUGCCUACUCUCCCAGACACCCAACCCAUCUGCUUGCAGGAUGCCCUAGAAAUCUCGAUAUCCACAGACACCCCAACACCCCCAACUACUGAUCCCCUGGCCCCACACAUUCAGAGUGCUCCACUAGCCCAAGGUCCACAUUCCCUAUGCAGGGCUCCCCAAUACUCCAAAAACACUGAUAUCCGUAGAUAGCCCAAUAUCAUUCCCUCGUGGGUAUCCCUGACAUCUUUUCAGAUAUUCUCUCUCUUGCCCACUGCACAAGGAACCCCAACACUGACCUCUCUGCCACUCCAAUAAUGUGAUCUGCCAUUUAGGUCACACCCAGAUUCUCCUUGGCACCUCAACCCAUGACUUCCUGCUCAAGGACCACCCCCAUAUAGCCUGACUGUCCUCUGUGAGGGUUGCUCAUGACUGCAGCUUCCCUGACUUCUUUCUCUGAAUGAUGCGUUUCUGACACCCCAAUGUUCACAGAAACCCCCCUAGACACUCUGGGACUUCCCUUUUUAGUACUGUAUGCUCCUGGAUACCCCAGACACCCCCAUCUUCUCUGCCUGUAUCUUCAGAUAUCCUGAUGUCUGCAGAUUAACCCCCAGACCAUACCCGAUUAUCUCUGCCUCACUCUGUCCCCCAUGCCCCCAAUUCCUGGCUUCUGUCAAGCCCUCAACCCAGUUCCACUCAGCCCUGGGACCGCUGAUCCCUCUGUCCCAUCCCCAGCCCUUUGGAGAUCGCAUCUGCAGUUCCCUUAGACGCUCCCAGCUGCAGCCUAGUUCCUGCCUCUCCAGAGGGACUUCUAACCGCCCCCCGCCCCCCGCCCACCCCAUUCCUCAUAGCCUUGGCUCUGGCACCCGCAGAUUUUCACUCCAAAGCUCAAAUCCUGGGAGCACACUUGUCUCAGUUAUUGCCUCUGGGGAGUCUCUGACUCCCAAAGUCUGCUAACUCCCCGCCCCCACCCCCA
This is a messenger RNA of Pteropus alecto (black flying fox), 2065 nucleotides long. It is a transcript of the gene ALKBH6, whose product is annotated as alkB homolog 6. The transcript has 6 exons. Bases 547 to 1302 code for a protein of 251 amino acids. NCBI's taxonomy places the organism in Eukaryota, Metazoa, Chordata, Mammalia, Chiroptera, Pteropodidae. The record is from RefSeq and is a predicted model, not a curated record.